AAGGGAACCACGUCGCAUUGUUGCGAGGCCCCUCCAGAUGUCUGGUUUGGUAGUCCCUUUAGGAAUCAAACACGGAGAUCCAAAAUAACAAUGGCCAUUACCAAACUCUUCAUCGAAUCACCAUCAUCGUUUCAACACACAACAUUCUUUCCUCUUCUUCUUCCUUUUUCCAUAUCCUCAUCAUCUCUCUCUGUCUUUCUAUUGUUUUCCCGCACCAAUCAAAACAUCUCCUCUCUCUCCAUCUUCUGAAGAAGACCAUUCUUUUGAGACCAUCCUUGAAAUGCGACCUGGCGAUCUAGCUAUGGAGAGAACAACAUUGAUCCGAAGACGAAGACAUAUCUGAAAAAAGAAAAGAAAAAAGAACAAAACAAAACAAGAAAAGAAGAAAAACAAAGAAAUGUCGGUAGCACACGCAGACGACGCCGACGAUUACAGCCGACCAACAGGAGAAACCUACCACGCAGAGAAAGCAUUACCAAGCGGAGACUUCUACACAGGCCAAUGGAGAGACAACCUCCCACACGGACACGGCAAAUACCUCUGGACCGACGGUUGUAUGUACGUCGGAGAAUGGCACCGCGGCAAAACCAUGGGGAAAGGCCGUUUCAGCUGGCCUAGCGGCGCAACCUACGAAGGCGAUUUCAAGAACGGUUACAUGGACGGUAAAGGCACUUACAUCGACUCCACGGGAGACUUAUACAGAGGCUCGUGGGUGAUGAACCUACGUCACGGUCAAGGCACGAAAAGCUACGUCAACGGGGACUGCUACGACGGAGAGUGGAGGAGGGGGUUGCAAGAUGGUCACGGGAGGUAUCAGUGGAAGAAUGAGAAUCAUUAUAUCGGUCAGUGGAAGAACGGGAUGAUGAACGGUAACGGGACGAUGAUAUGGAGCAACGGGAACCGUUACGACGGUUCUUGGGAAGACUCUGCUCCGAAAGGGAACGGGACUUUCCGUUGGUCGGAUGGGAGUUUUUAUGUCGGAGUUUGGAGUAAAGAUCCUAAAGAACAGAACGGGACUUAUUACCCGGCGACAACUAGUGGAAAUUUUGAUUGGCAACCGCAGCAAGUUUUCUACGUUGAUUUGAGUGAGUGUGUGGUUUGUACUUGUCAGAGAAUACCGGUUUUGCCGUCUCAGAAGAUGCCGGUUUGGUACGGUUCUUCUUCUGAGCAGAGUAGUAGUGGGAACAGGACUAAGAGCAGUGAGAGGCCGAGGAGGAGAUCUGUUGAUGGAAGAGUUAGUAAUGCUGAAAUGGAGUUGAGGAAUAAUGGUUCUGGUUAUUUUCAGGUAGAUGAUACGGAGAGUAACAGAUCUUCUUUAGGACCGUUGAGAAUACAACCUGCUAAGAAACAAGGACAGACUAUCUCUAAAGGACAUAAGAAUUAUGAUCUUAUGCUUAACUUGCAGCUUGGGAUUAGACAUUCUGUUGGAAGACCAGCUCCGGCAACAUCUCUUGAUUUGAAGGCUUCUGCGUUUGAUCCAAAGGAAAAACUUUGGACCAAGUUUCCAUCUGAGGGAUCUAAAUACACUCCUCCACACCAGUCUUGUGAGUUCAAAUGGAAAGACUAUUGCCCUGUGGUUUUCAGGACUCUGCGGAAACUGUUUAAUGUUGAUGCAGCAGAUUAUAUGCUAUCAAUUUGUGGAAAUGAUGCUCUUAGGGAGCUAUCAUCUCCAGGGAAAAGUGGAAGCUUCUUCUACUUGACCAAUGAUGACCGCUACAUGAUCAAGACUAUGAAGAAGGCAGAAACAAAAGUUCUCAUAAGGAUGCUUCCGGCUUACUACAACCAUGUAAGGGCAUGUGAAAAUACUCUAGUUACCAAGUUCUUCGGUCUUCACUGUGUGAAACUGACUGGCACUGCACAGAAAAAGGUUAGGUUUGUGAUCAUGGGGAAUCUAUUCUGUACUGGCCACUCCAUCCAUAGGCGGUUUGACCUCAAAGGAUCAUCUCAUGGCCGUCUUACCACAAAACCAGAGUCUGAAAUCGAUCCAAACACAACGCUUAAAGAUCUUGAUCUAAAUUUCUUAUUCCGCUUGCAAAAGAACUGGUUUCAAGAAUUCUGCAGGCAAGUGGACAAAGACUGUGAAUUUCUUGAACAAGAGAGGAUCAUGGAUUAUAGUCUCUUGGUUGGUCUUCACUUUCGAGAAUCUUCGUGCAAUAACUCUGCCACACCUACUUCCGGUGCUAGAACCCCGACCGGAGACAAUCGUCCCUCCCGAGGAGAAAUGGACCGGUUUCUUCUCGAUGCCAGCAAGUUAGCAUCGAUGCAACUAGGUAUAAACAUGUCUGCAAGAGUUGAAAGAACAGUGAGAAGAAGUGACGCUGAGAAUCAGCUUGUUGGGGAACCAACCGGUGAAUUUUACGACGUGAUUCUCUACUUUGGUGUUAUAGACAUUCUACAAGACUAUGAUAUAAGCAAGAAGCUUGAACAUGCAUACAAAUCAAUGCAGUAUGAUCCAACUUCGAUCUCAGCCGUUGAUCCAAAGCAAUACUCUCGACGUUUCAGAGAUUUCAUCUUCAGGAUUUUCGUUGAAGACACUUGAGAGUUUGAGACCAAUCCAUUCUAAUUAACUUGCACACACCCAAGGAUGAAUUAACUUGAGGUUUUCUUUUUUUUGUUAGAAAUUCUAUUUUUUCUAUUAUAGAAAUUAUCUGUAAAUUUUAUUAUUCGUUAUUUUUUCUUUGUAUUGCGUUAUUUUAAACGUGAAAUAAAGGAUGUGUACAGAUGUUGACUUGUAUUUCUUAUUAACUCUUUAUCCCG
This is a messenger RNA of Eruca vesicaria subsp. sativa (arugula), 2757 nucleotides long. Lineage: Eukaryota; Viridiplantae; Streptophyta; Magnoliopsida; Brassicales; Brassicaceae. The record is from the annotation of a GenBank genome assembly.